AUGAGUCAUUUGGUCAAUAAAGGAUCCAUUUGGAUCUGUGCUUUUUUUUGUUUAUUGGAUUUAUCCUGCGGUCAGGUUGUCUAUUCUGUCACUGAAGAGGUGAAUACUGGAACAAUUGUCGGGAACAUAGCGAAGGAUCUAAAGCUUAACACAGAGGAACUGGAGUCACGCAUGUUUCAGAUUGUUUCUGGAUCUAAAAAGAAAUUUUUUGAAACUAAUUUAAGGACUGGGGAUCUGUUUGUCAGCGAAAGACUUGACAGAGAAGAGCUUUGUAUGUCAAAUCAGAAAUGUUCUUUAAACUUAGAGGCGAUUGUCCACCAUCCGCUCAGUAUGUAUGGCUUUCAGGUUAAUUUGUUAGAUAUUAAUGACAACGCUCCUUAUUUCCCCACAGAGGAAUGCAUUUUAAACAUUACUGAAGCUGCUUUUGAAGGAGACAGAUUCUCUCUACCUUUGGCACAUGAUGCAGAUGUUGGUAUUAACUCAGUGAGAAGCUACAAAUUGAGCGCAAACGACGCCUUCUCUCUCGACGUGCAGCGAGGAGACCAGAGUGUGUCUGCUGAGUUAGUGCUGCGGAAACCUUUGGAUCGAGAGAAACAAUCGGUGCUUCAACUAGUUUUGACAGCGGUGGAUGGAGGAAAGCCUCCCAAGUCUGGAACGCUGCAGAUAACAGUAAAUGUUAUGGAUGUCAACGACAAUACGCCAGUCUUCAGUAAACAUUUUUAUAAAGUUAGUGUUUUAGAGAAUGUAGCUUACGGGACGCACGUUAUCGCACUUCAUGCCACAGAUUUGGAUGAAGGCACAAAUAGUUAUAUAGAUUAUUCAUUGGUGGAGCAUGGCAAAGCGCAUGCAGCGGACGUUUUUGCCGUUCACCCUGUUACUGGAGAAGUCACAGUGAUAGGAGAAGUUGAUUAUGAAGAAAAUUCAGCGGUUGAAAUAAGGGUCCAAGCUACGGACAGAGGAGUUCCCUCGCGCAGUGCACAGUGCAAAGUAUUAGUUGAAGUUAUAGAUGUUAAUGACAAUGUACCAGAGAUAACAAUGACCUCAGUAGUGAGAGAAAUCCAGGAGGAUGCCAAGCCUGGAACGGUGGUUGCAUUAAUAACUGUUACCGACAAAGAUGCUGGGGGUGCCGGACAAGUAAAUUGCUUUAUUAUGAAAAAUAUUCCAUUUAAAUUACACUCGGCGUAUAAAAAUUACUACUCAUUGGUAGUUGAAGGUCCUCUUGACAGAGAAAACAUUACACAGUAUAACAUCACCAUCACUGCUGCAGACGAAGGGACUCCGCCCCUGUCUAGCAUCAGUAGUGUGACAGUUCACAUCUGUGAUGUGAACGACAACGCACCAAAAUUUCCAGAACCCUCACUUAAUGUUUACGUGAAGGAGAAUACUCCGGCGGGUGAAUUCCUGGCGGCAGUGCAUGCGCAUGAUCCAGAUAUUAACAGCAAUGCGCAGGUGUCAUACUCAAUGAUAGAAAGCACUAGGGAGAAAACGCCCUUAACAACGUUUAUUAACCUGAACCCCAUAACUGGUGAACUAUACAGUCUGCAGUCUUUUAACUACGAGGAGAUUAAAAUGCUUCAAUUUCAAAUUCAGGCCUCGGACUCUGGGGUGCCUCCUCUGACUAGUAACUUGAAAGUGAACUUAUUCGUCCAAGAUGAGAACGAUAACAGUCCCAUGAUCCUAGCCCCUUAUGCUGACCCUAAUUCUGUCAACACCGAAAGCAUUCCUUUCUCUGCUGAGGCAGGUUAUUUUGUUGCCAAGAUCAGAGCUAUUGACGCCGAUGCGGGCUACAAUGCGCUGCUCUCCUAUCAUAUAAUUGAACCUAAACGUACCGACCUUUUCCAAAUCGGUACAAGCUCUGGAGAAAUGAGAACUAAGAGACGAAUGAAUGACAAUGAUCUGAAAACUCACCCGCUUAUAAUUAAAGUGUCUGACAGUGGAGAACGUUCUUUGUCAACGACUGUGUCGAUUGAAGUGGUUGUUGAAAAAACUGAUGAUAUGCUUACACCACUGAAACAUAAGCCGUUAAAGAAGGAGCGUUUUCCAGAGAUAAAUCUGUAUCUCCUCAUUGCUAUUGCAUCGGUUUCAGUCAUGUUUUUGUCAAGCAUCAUUAUAGCGUCAACAUGUCACAACAGACACGGUGUUUUAAGCAGGUACUGUGCCCCAGUGAUAACGCGCUCUGACGGGAGUUGGACUUACUCAAAAUCGACACAGGAGUGUGACGUGUACUUCAGCUCAGACACACUGAAGAGUGACAUAGUGGUUUUGCCUAAACAGUUUUCUGCAGCAGAAGCGGAACUCAUCAGUGUUAAUGAAGGGGACAGUUUCACACGUACACAAACACUUCCUAAUGCUGAAGAGGUAAGAGAUAUUCCUGGUAUUAGCUGUUGUUUAGGUCACCCAUGA
This is a messenger RNA of Chanos chanos (milkfish), 2403 nucleotides long. RefSeq names its product protocadherin alpha-2-like. NCBI's taxonomy places the organism in Eukaryota, Metazoa, Chordata, Actinopteri, Gonorynchiformes, Chanidae. The record is from RefSeq and is a predicted model, not a curated record. The transcript has a single exon. The coding region runs from base 1 to 2403 and encodes 800 amino acids. Gene Ontology annotation, molecular function: calcium ion binding. Gene Ontology annotation, cellular component: plasma membrane. Gene Ontology annotation, biological process: homophilic cell-cell adhesion.